AUGGCUGCUGUGGCUUCGCUGGGUGGCUCACAUUCGAAAUGUGCAAUUUCUAUGACUAUCGCAAAAAUCAGGUUGACCAUGAUCGAAGACAAACAGAAGUUCAAUCUGCACAGCUUAAAACAUAAGAAAAGUCAAUGUCAUAUAUGCAGCCGACUCGUUAGAUCAGGCAACUUAAAGAAACACAUCAGGUUGCAUACAGCAGCUCCAUCAGUUUGUUCUACUUGCGGAGUAACGUGCAAAAAUUUUGGAAGUUUAAGAUCUCAUAUCUUUCAUUACCACAAGCAUACUGCUCAUCAAUACAUUUGUGAAGAAUGUGGUAAAAGCUUUCGAAUAAAAUAUAGUUUCUUACUGCAUAAAAGAAAGGCUCAUAUCGGUCUAAGGAACUUUAAAUGCAACACGUGUGGAAAAGCUUUCAUUACCAACGCCAAUUUAUUAAGACAUGUCCGAAUGACUCACGAAAAACUGAGACCUCAUGUUUGUGAAUAUUGUGGUGCUGGCUUUUUUUGUAAGCCUGUUUUAAGAGCUCAUAUCAGACAACAUACCAAUGAAAAACCGUUCGUUUGUCAGCUUUGCUUAGAAGGGUUUAGACAGCGGGUUUCAUUACGGACCCAUUUGAAAUCAAAACAUGGAAUAGUAGAAGCCAAGGAAUUCUUUUGUAAAACGUGUGAGAAAGGUUUCGCUACAAAUGACGCUUUGAAUAUACAUCAAAGGGUACACGAAUUUAAGAAGUGUGAAAUGUGUUCAGCAAAUUUUGGUGCAGAUGAAUAUCUGACAAAACAUCUUAGAGAAGUUCAUCAAGUAAAAGUAGAAAUGAAACAAGAGAGUUAA
Molecule: messenger RNA, 828 nt
Organism: Diabrotica virgifera virgifera (western corn rootworm)
Lineage: Eukaryota; Metazoa; Arthropoda; Insecta; Coleoptera; Chrysomelidae
Product: gastrula zinc finger protein XlCGF7.1-like
Exons: 2
Coding region: 1-828 (275 amino acids)
Biological process (GO): regulation of transcription by RNA polymerase II
Molecular function (GO): RNA polymerase II cis-regulatory region sequence-specific DNA binding; DNA-binding transcription factor activity
Source: RefSeq, a predicted model, not a curated record